AAACCCCAAGAAAGGAAAAACUAUCCACCAAAUCAAAACUACUGCAUUUCACUUUCUCAUACCAUUUGUGUUGUGCUUGUGACCAAAUUAACUUACCAAAGAAGAUGGAAGAAACAACAACUACAGUAGUGAUGUAUCCAGCACCAGGUAUAGGUCACAUAAUUUCAAUGGUAGAAUUAGCCAAACUUCUCAUUCAUCAUCAACAACAAAACUUCUCCGUCACAAUCCUUCUCACCACUGGCUUCUUCGACAAUCCAUCAACUGAUUCUUACAUAAACCGCAUCUCAACCUCUCACCCUUCAAUCACCUUCCACCGUUUCCCUUCCGUCACUGCACUCAUUCAAUCCAACACACAAAGCUUAGCCGCAACCGGAUUCAAAUUCAUUAAAUCAAACAACGUCAACGUCGAAUCUAAACUCCGUCAAAUCUCUCAAACCUCUGUCAUCAAAUCCUUUAUCAUCGACCUCUUCUGCACUUCUGCAAUGGACAUAGCUUCCGCAAUGGAAAUCCCCGUUUACUACUUCUUCAAAUCAGAUGAAGCAACGGACAGCGAAGAUUGCUUAUCAUGGCUAGAUAAACAACCGAGUAGAACCGUAGUGUACUUGUGUUUUGGGAGCCGUGGUUCGUUCUCGAUGGCACAGUUGAAGGAAAUAGCUGAAGGGUUAGAGAGGAGUGGACACAGAUUCUUAUGGGUUGUCAAGAGGCCAAUACAAGAACAUCUUGAAAAGAAUCAAGUUCAUGGUAAAACCGGGGAGUUUGAGUUGAGUUCUGUUUUGCCAAGUGGGUUUAUAGAGAGAACCAAAGAGAGGGGCCUGGUGGUAAGGUCAUGGGCUCCGCAAGUUGAGGUGCUGAGCCGCGAAUCAGUCGGGGGGUUUGUGAGUCACUGCGGCUGGAACUCGGUGCUUGAAGGAGUGGUGGCUGGAGUGCCAAUGGUUGCAUGGCCAUUGUAUGCAGAGCAGCAUGUUAAUAGGAAUGUGAUGGUGGAGGACAUGAAGGUGGCUAUCGCGGUGGAGCAAAGGGAAGGAGAUAUGUUUGUGAGAGGAGAAGAAGUGGAGAAGAGGGUAAGAGAGUUGAUGGAGUCUGAGAGAGGGAGAGAGAUAAGGGAGAGAAGUUUGAAGUUCAAAGACAUAGCUAGGGAUGCACUUGGAGAAUUUGGAUCAUCCACAAAAGCACUUUCCAAUUUGGUUCAAACAUGGAAUGAUAAUUAAUUCCUUUGUGCCAAUGUGGAAGGUAAAUUUUUAUUUGAAUUGUGGUUGCUUUUUAAGUUUUAUGUUA
This is a messenger RNA of Vicia villosa (hairy vetch), 1275 nucleotides long. Its product is annotated as UDP-glycosyltransferase 88F4-like. The record is from RefSeq and is a predicted model, not a curated record. The coding region runs from base 105 to 1208 and encodes 367 amino acids. The transcript has 2 exons. NCBI's taxonomy places the organism in Eukaryota, Viridiplantae, Streptophyta, Magnoliopsida, Fabales, Fabaceae. Gene Ontology annotation, molecular function: UDP-glycosyltransferase activity.